AUAACAACAACAACCACCACGGUUAUCGAUUGACAGUUGUGCGUAUUAUUUUAUAAUUUGGUGAACCAGUGUAUUGUGUGAUGUUGUUGGGCGGCAUGCCAGAGGACAGUGCACCAGCCGGCCUCCUAGUGCCCACCGUUAAGGCCACGAGGGCCACUGACUUUUCGAUUGCCGCGAUCAUGGCGAGGGGUGCGACGCCGCCGGACACCGAGUCGCUGAUCUCGCCGAGGGACAUCAACGCUGACGGCCCGUUGUCGCGUCUGAGCAGUCCGGAGAUGGACGUGCCCCUGGAAGACGACGACGUGGAGGUGGACGUGGAAGAGUGUUCGGACAGCGAAUCGGCGCGUCCGAAGGUCCCGAAGCUGAGCCAGUCGCCGCCGAUGUCCGACUGCGGCUCGGAGGCGGCCGACCUGGACCGCGACUCGCCCGACCUAAUCGCCGAUAAACCGUUACCGAAAACGAAAAAAAUCCUGUGCAACUGCGACGAACUGCUGAACGUCGACUGUCACCUGGAGACGAAGGAUCUGUGGGACAAGUUCCACGAUCUGGGCACCGAGAUGAUCAUCACGAAAACGGGACGGCGGAUGUUCCCGACGUUGAGGGUGUCGUUCACCGGCAUCAGGACGGAUCAGCGCUACGCGGUACUGCUGGACAUAGUGCCGGUGGACAACAAACGGUACCGCUACGCUUAUCACAGGUCCUCGUGGCUGGUGGCGGGCAAGGCCGAUCCUCCGGCACCGUGUCGCAUAUACGCGCAUCCCGACUCGCCGUUCUCCGGCGAACAGCUGCGCAAACAAGUGGUGAGCUUCGAGAAGGUGAAGCUGACGAACAACGAGAUGGACAAGAACGGACAGAUUGUGCUUAAUUCAAUGCACCGAUACCAACCCAGAAUACAUAUCGUCAAGUGGAGGGAAAAUUCGGGUCCGAUUACUGACUUGGAGCAGGAGCAGUACCGCACCUUCAUCUUCCCAGAAACUGUUUUCACGGCCGUCACGGCGUACCAAAAUCAGCUCAUCACCAAACUGAAAAUCGACUCGAAUCCAUUCGCCAAAGGCUUCAGGGACUCAUCCAGACUCACCGACUUCGACAGAGAGCCGAUGGACAGCCUCUUCAUGGACCAGCACUUCCUGCGCAACUCGCUGCGCCUCUACUCCGGCGACUCCCUGGACGCCGAGAACAACAACGCCGGCUCGUUCUUUUCGGCCGCCAUGGUGGAGAAGGCGCGCGCCCAGCUCCAGAUGUGGGGCAGGGCCGGGGCGGGCGCCUACCAUCCGAGCGAGCUGCACGCCUUCCUGCUGAACAGCUCGCCUAACCAGCAGGUCUACUUGGGGCAGAGGCCGUCGGUGCCGCUGGGUCUGCCCAGCCAGCUGUGGUCGCAGAGCGGGUCCUCGUGGCAGUCGCCGAUGCACGGCGGCCUGCCGCCCGGUCUGCUGGGGCCGCCGACGUCGCACCGGCCGCAGAUCACACCGCCCCCGUCGUCGACGCCUAGCUCGUCGGGCUCGCCGAGUCCGACGUCGGUCAGCGCGUCGUCGGACCUCAGGCUGCCGAAGGCGAUGUUCCCGUCGGCGAUGCACCGGUUCAGUCCCUACGCCAGCAGCCUGUCGAGGCAGGCGACCUCGUCGGUGAGUCCGCCGUCGCGACAGAGUCACUGAUGAUGAUGCGGCACCAGCCGAAACCAUUACCAAAGAGUCUUUAGUGGCUAAAGACGUUAAUUUUUCAAGUAUAUCCUUUGUAUAUAGAUUUCUAGAGUAACUUAUUUACCUGUAUAAAUUGGGACGUUUGGUAGUGAAACUUAUUUGAAAGUGUCUGAGUACUUAAAAAAAAAAAACAUUUUUUACGAGAGAAUUAGCAGUAUUAUUGUACAUAGUUCCAAUUUGGUGUAAUUUAUGUUCUCCCCUGUAGAGAGCUGAAACAUGUUCCUUUCAAUUUUGGUUCUGUGGUACUUGUUGACGUUGUUUUUGAUUCGAGGCCAAAUAUUACUUAAAUGCAUUCCGACGUUCGAUCAAAUAUGACGAGAUAUUAUGUACUUAUUUAUGUUGAUUUUUAUUUGUUAUAGUAGCAAGUGUGGCAGAACCAAAAUUUUAUUUUUAAAACUAAUAGUUUAAUGUAUAUGUAUAUUUUAUAAAUCUAUAUCCUCACUGUCAAUUAUUUAAUUAGUUUCUUUAUAAAUCACUAUGUUAAAAAGGAAUUGUUGUUGUGUACAUAUAAGUGGACUGUAAAAUAAUAAUAAAAAAAAUAAAACAUUA
This is a messenger RNA of Aethina tumida (small hive beetle), 2246 nucleotides long. Its product is annotated as T-box transcription factor TBX20. The transcript has 5 exons. NCBI's taxonomy places the organism in Eukaryota, Metazoa, Arthropoda, Insecta, Coleoptera, Nitidulidae. Gene Ontology annotation, biological process: regulation of transcription by RNA polymerase II; cell fate specification; heart development. Gene Ontology annotation, cellular component: nucleus. Gene Ontology annotation, molecular function: DNA-binding transcription factor activity, RNA polymerase II-specific; RNA polymerase II cis-regulatory region sequence-specific DNA binding. The record is from RefSeq and is a predicted model, not a curated record. Bases 81 to 1652 code for a protein of 523 amino acids.